Colossoma macropomum (tambaqui) is the source of this 4420-nucleotide messenger RNA. It is a transcript of the gene pcnx4, whose product is annotated as pecanex 4. Gene Ontology annotation, cellular component: membrane. NCBI's taxonomy places the organism in Eukaryota, Metazoa, Chordata, Actinopteri, Characiformes, Serrasalmidae. The record is from RefSeq and is a predicted model, not a curated record. The transcript is spliced from 13 exons. The coding region runs from base 213 to 3917 and encodes 1234 amino acids.
GGGGGCGCUCUUCUAUGGAGCUCUAUGGGAAACAUUAGCAAUGGGCAGCUUCAGCGGAGGUGAAGAUAAACAUGCAAACAUCUCACACGCCUCAAACUCGCCAAACCGAGAGUAAAUGACUCUGCUCGUCUGUGAGAAAGGAAAGAAGACGCUGAAGAUGCCGGCGGGUAUUCAGGGAGGUUUGGGGAGAUGACCGCCGUGCUGCGUCCAUCAUGGGCCCUGACGUCCCCCUGCUCAACGACUACAAGCAGGAGUUCUUCUGGAAGCGCUUCCCUCAGACCGUGCUGGGGGGGCCGAGGUUUAAGCUGGGCUACUGCGCCCCCCUAUACGUCUACGUGCACCAGCUGGUGCUGUUCCUGACCCCGUGGCUGCUGGGGGGCGUGGGCACCCUGCUGUACCAGCUGAGGGUGCUGGACGAUGCUCGCGCGGGCAUCCUGUCCGGGGCGCUCAUGCUGGGGGCCGGCGCCACCCUGCAGACGUUGGCCCAGUGUGCUGCACGGAGGACGGGGGCGGUCCAGAGGCUUCCGGCCGCCAAUAACAUCCUGGCGGACGAGGAGGAAGUGGAAUUCACACAUUGCGUCGCUCCGGAGACGGUGCGCUUCGUGGUGCCGGGGAAGAGGUUCAUGGUUAACGUAGUUCUGCACACGGUGCUGGCCGGCCUGCUCUGUGGGUUGGGUACGUGGUACCUGCUGCCUGACAGGCUGAGCGUGGUCUAUGGAGACACCGGGGCGGGGAUGGGCGCGGUGGUGCCCGUGUUUGUGCUCAGCUGGGUGACGCUGUGCAUUGCGGAAUACUCUCUGAUCAUCAACACGGCGACGGAGACGGCCACGUUUCAGCCUCAGGACACCUACGAGAUCACCCCCCUCACCAGGCCGCUCUACAUCCUCGCCUUCAUCGCUGUGGAUUUGGCGCUGAGGUGUAUGGGAGGGGGCGUGGCCGAGCUGCAGGUGGCCAGUCAGGUGCUGCACGUGCUGUUUGUGGUCCUGCCGCUGCUUUGGGCUCUGGGCAUGCUCUCUCCUCUGGACGCCCUGCUGCUGUGGGCCAUGGAGCAGAUCCUGGUGCACGGACUCGGGGGGUCACCCAUGGCCACCAACGUCAGGCUGGUGGUGAUGUUCCUGACGUCUGUGUGUGUUGCCGUCUCCACGUUCUUCAUCCCCUCUUCCCUUGGCGUGGUCCUCUUCACCGUCGCCAUGGGUUACCUCCUCAGUCAGGACUUCACCCAGGUCAUGGUGCUUUUUCGGGGCAGAAACCGCGACCCGCCCUCUCUCGGCCUGGGGUGGUUCGGCCUCCCUCUCACCGUGCUCCUCCUGGCUGGAGCCAUGACUGAAGCUGGGCUGCUUCACCAGCUCUCCCCCAGCCCAGGUAACCUCAGCUUUGGUUCUGGUCCAGUGGAGGUCUGGGGUUCAGCAGGUUCAGCUCCAGGCCCUCAGGCUGCGCUGGGGUGGCUCCUCAUCGCUCUGCUGUUGGUCACGCAUGUGCUGAGAGAGCUCCAGGGUGCCUGUGUUUGUGGGGGUUUGUUCCUGAACCCCCUGUACCCCCGGCAGGUCAGCAGCGUCCAGGCUUUCAGGAGGAGGAGUCGGGGUCUGCGGGUCGCUGGACUCGCCCGCAGAGCGCUGCUCAACCUGGUCUGUCCGUUAGCCAUGAUUGCGUUCCUGGCCAUGGAUGCAUCCUUGCAGAAGCUGCACACGGCCUCUUUGGCUAUCGGCUUCACACGAGCCUUCAGAGUGGUGUGGCAGAGCAGUGAGGAUGCCCUGCUGCAGAUGGUGGUGGUGGUGGUAGUGAGGCUGGCAGAUGGAGAUGGCACCGCACGUCACUGGCACGAUCUGGGCACCGGAGUGCAGCUCAUACUGGUGUCUCUGGUUUCUGACCGUCUCUCUCAGUUUUUGGCGAAGCUGAAGUUUACUCUCACCGUCCUCAUCACGUCGUGGACAGAGACGAAGCAGCGCCGCCAGUCUGCCGGUGCCCUGUUGGCACUGAACGGGGCGCUGUGCCCGCUGCUGCUGGCUGUGGUGCUGCUGUCCGCCCUGCUGGCAGCCCCCCUGCUGCCCCUCUUCACUCUGCCCAUCUUUUUGGUGGGUUUCCCCCGGCCGCAGCGCUCGUGGCCCGAAACGCCUGGUACGGCCUGUCCGUGCCCUGAUUCCGUCUACUACCAGCAGCUCAGCACCAGGCUAGCAUCAGCGCUAAAACAAGCGUUUGCUAAUGGAGUACUAGGUUCUUGUUUUCCGGGUUCUCAUUUCCUGUGCCGUUUCCAAGAUCGUGUGGCCUGGGUCACUGUUCUGGAGAAAGGCUACGGCUACUGCACGGUCAACAUUAAGGGUUUAGAGCUGCAGGAGACGUCCUGUCACACGGUGGAGGCUCGGCGUGUGGACGAGGUGUUUGAGGGUGCAUUUGACCGGCUGGAGCGUCCGGGCCGUUUCCUGCGCUUCCUGAACCCUCACUGGGAGAACUCCCUCAGGCCCUGCUCCGCCCUGCCCGUCCGGGUCUACUCCGAUGCCCGGAACGUUCUGACUGGCAUCAUCGACUCACCCGACCACCUGCGCCAGCUCCGCUCCGACUUUCUGAAGACUCUGGUCUGGAUGCUGCUGCGUCACUGCCUGCAGGACAAGGCUUACGCCGUCCGCAGGGUCAAAGGCCACUCGCUGCAGCUUUCUGGCCGCAAGUCUCAGAGCUCCCAGCACCCCGAGCCCGGUCCAGGUGAUGUUAAAAUGGCCAUGGCGUCUCAGGGGCAUCCAGACUCCUCCUCCUCGCCUAACCUGAGGGGGCGGGACAGCUCCAGCUUGUCCUCGUUUGCCGAUUGGUCGGAUGAGGACGACCUUUUCGGACCCGUUCCUGCGAGAAAGCCGGUUAGGAUGAUAAUGGUGCGGACAGAAGAAGGUCAGACUGGCCUGGAGUCCGGCGUUUCUCUGCCUGGUUCUGCAGAAAUACACAGUCUGUAUGAGAACAUGGCACUGGCUUCUUUGCCCACGCUGAGGCCGCUGGGAUUGGGCCUUGGCAUGGGAUUCGGCUUGCCUGCAAUGGACAAAGGCAGGGACCACCAAAUCCCAACUGUGACCACCACCACCACCACCACGCCAUCCAUAGACCCCACCCAGCCUCUUAAUUUCUCCUGCCCACACUCAGAAAGCCUUUCCCUGGCCACAGCCUGGAGGAACGCCCCCCUGCCCUCCUCCAGACUCCAGGCCCUUCGUCCCUGCUUCCCCGAGGACUGGUUUCACUUCUGCCUGUCCCGGUUCGUAAUGGAGGGCUUCUGGGAAGGGGAACCUGAACAGGUGUGCAGAGCUCUGCAGGAGGACCAGGUUCUGAGGGAGCUCUACAGCCAGGUGGCACUGUCGUGUUUGGUGGCGCUGGGCGCGGACGCUGCGGUGCCCAGCCCCAGCCUGCUGUUCAGGGUUUACUGCGGCGACGCCCCAUGGCCCGACGGGCUCGACUGGCUCCGAGCAAAUAAAGAGCUGCAUCAGCUCACCCUCAGGGCUUUUAGGUACAGUGUAAAGCUGCUGAUCGAUCAGGCGUCUCUGGGUCCGGUGGAGAGUCUGGAGGAGCUCUACACGACUCUACAGGAUUACCACGACAACUGGUUUAUCGGCCUGACGACGGAGCGCGGCUGGCAUGACGGCGUUCUUCAGGAGAAACCUUUCCUCUUCUCUCUCGGACAGGAUCUCACCAUGGGUACGUAUACAGGCCGGGUGCUGUCUCUGCAGGAGAACCUGGUGCAGGUUGGUGUUCUGAAUGAGGAGUGUGUUCGUGGUCAGUGGGCGAAUCUGUCCUGGGAGCUGCUCUACGCCACCAACGACGACGAGGAGCGCUACAGCAUCCAGGCUCACCCUGUCAUGCUGAGGAACCUCACGGUGCAGGCGGCAGACCCCCCUCUAGGAUACCCCAUCUACUCCUCCAAACCCCUCCACCUCGCCUGCUUAUGAUGAACACCUACCUGCAGACUCCGACACGCCUUCACCACUUCCACACCUUCUUCGCCUGCCACACCUGGCACACCUGCCGCGCCUGCCACACCUGCCUACGGUACACAAAUAAACCCCCAUACAGUAUAUACUGCCUGUCAAAAGUUUGGGGACCCCUGGCUUUUAGCAAUGUUUUUAAUAAAGAUUAGCAUGUUUUCUUCAUCAGUUUGAAAGAAUGUGGUAUAUUACAGACGAAGUAUUUCACCAAAACACUCCAUUACCAGCUAUAAAUGCUAAACACACAUUCUGUGUUUUUUUUAGAUGAAUGCAUACUUUAUUUUCUUUUGAGUCACUUGUUUAUUAUGGUGUUGUUCUCCUCAAAAUGAACCUGUGGGUGUUUCACAAAGCCGUACAUAACGUAAAGGGGAAAUCCACCUAUUUUUCACAUUUUCUUCAUAACUCAGUGUGUGAGAUGUAAUCAGAGAGAUUCAGAGUGGUUUGGUGUGAAAUGGUUCAGAUGUCUU